CGCGGGUCAUGUGACUUCAGUGUUUGGAGGGGUCAAUGUUUUGGGCACGCGGAUGGCACCGGGAGUGACACGUGCCCUCCAACACUUGGCACGGUCGGCUGUGACCCUUCCGCUCUCCCGGAUGGACGCUCUGCUUACCGGCGUUGUGGGUAUGAUGAAGCGCGCUGUGCAGAGCUCUGCUAGUCCGGCCUCCAGCCUUCGCUCUCUGCGUUUCGAUAACCGGGCGCUGCGCUGUUUGCCGGUGGAGCCCGGGGACGGGCAGGACGAUGACGCCGUGCGCUCCCGCGAGGUACCCGGGGCCUGCUUCUCACCGGUCCGACCCACCCCGCUAGAGAACCCCCAGGUGGUGGCGCUGUCCCAGCCGGCGCUGGCUCUGCUCGGCGUGCAGCUCGGAGACGAAGACCAGGACGAGGCAGCUCUGUAUUUCAGCGGUAACCGACUAUUACCCGGCUCACAGCCCGCCGCCCACUGCUACUGCGGACAUCAGUUCGGGAGCUUCGCCGGGCAGCUGGGUGAUGGCGCCGCCAUGUACCUGGGAGAAGUACUGAACCCGGCCGGGGAGAGGUGGGAGAUUCAACUGAAAGGAGCCGGCCUCACCCCUUACUCCAGACAAGCAGAUGGCAGAAAAGUGUUGCGAUCCACCAUAAGAGAGUUCCUGUGCAGUGAAGCCAUGUUUCACCUUGGAAUACCAACGACAAGAGCUGUGUCAUGUGUCACCUCCGAUUCCACUGUGAUCAGAGACAUAUAUUACGAUGGCAACCCCAAGAAAGAAAAGUGCACAGUAGUUUUACGCGUCGCUCCCACUUUUCUAAGGUUUGGAUCAUUUGAAAUUUUUAAGCCAGUUGAUGAAUUUACAGGUCGACAAGGUCCCAGUGUCAACAGAAAUGACAUCCGAAUUCAGAUGUUGGAUUAUGUUAUUGGCACAUUCUACCCAGACAUACAGGAGAAGUAUGCAGGAAACAACAUGGAGAGAAACGCUGUGUUUUUCAGAGAGAUAACAAGGAGGACAGCACGAAUGGUUGCUGAAUGGCAAUGUGUUGGAUUUUGCCAUGGUGUGUUGAAUACUGAUAACAUGAACAUUGUUGGGCUUACUAUUGAUUAUGGACCUUUUGGCUUUUUGGACAGGUAUGACCCAGAUCAUAUUUGUAACGGCUCUGAUAAUAUGGGACGUUAUGCCUACAACAAGCAGCCAGCGAUCUGUAAGUGGAAUUUAGGAAAGUUUGCCGAGGCUCUGGUCCCUGAACUGUCCUUGGACAUAAGUAAAAAUAUACUUGAAGAAGAAUAUGAUGCAGAGUUUCAAAAACACUAUUUGCAGAAAAUGAGGAAGAAGCUGGGUCUUCUUAAGCUUGAACUGGAGGAGGACAGCAAAUUAAUCUCUGAUCUAAUGGACACCAUGUAUCUGACAGGCUCAGAUUUUACCAACACUUUCCGAGUUCUCAGUAAAUUCUCAGGACACGCCUCUGAUAUUGAUGACUUCUUGAGCACAAUCACUCAACAGUGUGCUACCUUGGAGGAAUUAAAGGUUUUUUACAAACCUAAAAUGGAUCCAAGACAACUUUCAGUGUUGCUGAUGCUGGCACAAAGCAACCCUCAAUUAUUUGCAUUGAUUGGGUCAAAAGCAAACAUAAACAAAGAGCUGGAAAAUAUUGAAAAGUUUGAAAAACUUCAGAAAUCCAGCGGUGAGGAUCUACUGAACAAUAACCGGGAGCACUGGAAAGAGUGGCUUCAGAAAUAUAGCGUUCGCUUGGAGAAAGAACAAGAACAUUCUGAAGCUAGUGAGACUUUAGAUGCAGAGCGGGUGAAAAACAUGAAUUCUAAUAACCCAGCACACAUCCUGAGAAAUUAUAUAGCUCAGAAUGCCAUAGAGGCAGCUGAGAAUGGAGACUUCACAGAGGUGAAGCGUGUCCUGAAGAUUUUGGAAAAUCCUUAUGAAGUCGAGAAGGAGGAAGAGAUUCCCGAACAUGCUGAAGAAGAACGUCUGGAAGCUUGUGCUUUGGCCAUUUCUAGACCCACAAACCUCUCCAAACUUCCAUAUAGCAGCAAACCUCCACUUUGGGCUACAGAACUAUGUGUCACCUGAUCUUCAUAAUAGCCUUGUUGUUGAUCCUUUUCUGUAGUGUUUUUAUGCAGGAAAAGAAUCGUACCAAGGCUCAGUAUAACAAGUACAUACAGGUUUUUUAAAUCUACAUUUGGAUUCUUGGAAACAUUAUAACCACUUAACAGGGAUAAAGAUUGUUACAAAAAUAUUUAUUUGC
Messenger RNA from Nanorana parkeri, 2255 nucleotides. RefSeq names its product selenoprotein O (gene SELENOO). The transcript is spliced from 9 exons. The record is from RefSeq and is a predicted model, not a curated record. NCBI's taxonomy places the organism in Eukaryota, Metazoa, Chordata, Amphibia, Anura, Dicroglossidae.